Messenger RNA from Lolium perenne, 1613 nucleotides. Its product is annotated as daphnetin O-methyltransferase 1. The record is from RefSeq and is a predicted model, not a curated record. Lineage: Eukaryota; Viridiplantae; Streptophyta; Magnoliopsida; Poales; Poaceae. Gene Ontology annotation, molecular function: protein dimerization activity; O-methyltransferase activity.
AAACAGGAAGACGCCAGCCAACAGUACCUGAACUGCCGACAGUUUUAGGCUCUAGUACCUAUAAACACUUAGCAUGCUACACAACCGGAGUAACAAAGUCCCAAAGCAACACAUAGAAAUUACACAUUCAUCAGAUCAGAAGGGAGAGAUACCAGAAAGAGAGCAAUGUCGACCCAGACCAUAGAGGUUCCUACAGACGCUGAGUUGCUGCAGGCACAGGCUGACCUGUGGCGGCACAGCCUCUACUACCUCUCCUCCAUGGGGCUUCGAUGCGCCGUCGAGCUUGAGAUCCCGACUACCAUCCACCACCUCGGCGGGGUCACCUCGCUGCCCGACCUGAUGUCCGCGCUGUCCCUUCCCCCGGGUAAGAUGUCGUUCCUCGCCCGUCUCAUGCGUGUGCUCGUCACGUCAGGCGUCUUCGCAGCCGACAUCGGCUCCGAGUCCGGCGUGGAGCUCUACCGCCUCACCCCGUUGUCCCGCGUCCUGGUGCAUGGUGUCGUUGCGGAUGAGCACCACAGCCAGAAGUAUUUCGUGCUCGGUGUGACCUCUCCACAUUACACGGAGGCGGCAUUCGGGCUCGCCAAUUGGUUCAAGAAGGACCAUGAGCCGCCAGUACCGUCGUCCUUCGAGGACAUCUUUGGUGUGCCACUUUGUGAUGAGAAAACACCGCUCCUCGACAAAGAACUUGACAAGGUUGUUAAUCUGGGCUUGGCUGCUCACGACAACCUAGGGAUAGCCACCAUUCUGCGGGAGUGCCAUGACAUUUUCAAGGGGCUAGAGUCUCUUACCGACUGUGGUGGUGGCGAUGGCACCACGGCGAGAGCUAUCAUCAAGGCUUACCCACACAUUAAGUGCACUGUGUUGGACCUUCCGAAGGUAGUUGACAAAGCCCCAGCAGAUGGUGUCAUCAACUAUGUCCCGGGUGACUUGUUCCACUUAGUCCCAUCAUCACAAGCUGUAAUGCUGAAGCUUGUGCUACACAUCUGGAACGAUGAGGAUUGUGUGAAAAUCCUAGCUCAGUGCAAGAAGGCAAUUCCUUCACGUGAGGAGGGAGGGAAGGUCAUAAUCAUAGAAAUUGUGGUUGAACCCUCCUUAGGGCCAAUCAUGUUUGAAGCCCAACUGUUCAUGGAUAUGCUCAUGAUGGUGAACUCAAAAGGAGGCCAACGAGGUGAAAACGAUUGGCGCAAGCUAUUCAUGAAAGCAGGCUUCACGGACUACAAAAUUGUGAAGAAACUGGGAGCUCGGAGCAUCAUUGAAGUUUACCCGUAAGGUGUUGUGCCCUAAUUUAAGUGUAUAAUAAAACGAGUGCUUUUUCAUUUAAGUAAGUCGUAUGGAUUGUUUAGUACUUCGAGCUUAAGUGUCAAGCUUAGUUGUAUAAUGUCCAUUUCGGGGCGUAUCGAAGCACUUAGUCUAUAUAUCUAUGCAUCAUCUUGUUGUUCUGCUACAACAAGGGUUUUGCUGUUUGUUUUAGUGCCUACUCACAAUGGGUUCAACACAUAUCGGAAGAUCUGAAUUUCCUAUAAUAUUUGAAAGCGCGUGCUAAGAAGUUGUAAGCCUGCUGAAUUUCUUGUUCAUGAUCUCCAAUACUACUUGUUUGUCUACUUUUCGGUUUA